AUGGACGCUACUAAAUUUGCCAAUCUUAGUGUCCCGGAGAAAGAAAAAAUUUUCGAAGGUUUAAAACCUUUCUUGAAAACUUCUGCAAGGUUUGGUGUACCAUUAGUAAAUUCUCUUGAUGAAUACGAAUCAUUGAGCAUAGCUGAACAGGAAGUAUUUUUUGAAACCAUUACUAAACCUAAUUUAGCUCUGCUUUUUACUGUGCCUACUGAGGAAAACUCGAAAUUGAAACAAAAAACUCUAGAUUCUUGGGUCAUCAGUAAAAAUAGUCCAAAAAAGAAGUCCUUGGAGAAAGAAAGUAAAUGUAAUGAAAGUAUUUUUGAAAACAGGAAUGAAAAUAAAUCAAGAGAAAAUUAUGCAACUAAUUCUAAGGAUGUUACAAAUACGAAAAGUAUCGAAAAUACAGGAAAACAGCACAGCAACAUAAGUUUCUCGGAGGUAAAUAGUGAAACAGGAAAAAAAUUUUCUACAUCUGAAAAAUGUGAUGCUGUUAAAAAAUCUCAGCAAGUAGAUUCUUUAAUUGCGUCAAUUAGUCUGGAUAAAAUUAAUAAAACAGGGAAUGAAAGCGAGUCUGAAUCUAAUAAAAAAAGUAAAAUAUCUAACUUACCUGCUAUCAAAGGUAAAUCAGUUAAAAGUAACAAACAGUUGUCAAAAUGUAAUAAAGUGGAAGCUACUCAAAUGAAGGAUGAUGGUAUCGAUAAAAAUCCUGUAGAAGUUAAUGUUAUUAUUGAAAAUGAACUGUAUGAAGCGUCAGAUUCGCCCAAGCAGCUUGGAAAAAGGCGCUGCAAAAGAAAAGCUGAAACUGUUGUAGAAGAUACUCCACCGCAGAAAAUUCAGAAGUCGGUGAAGUCGCCAGUUACAGAAUCAACUGGUGAAGUAGAAAAUACUAAACAUUUUAUCAGAAAAACUCGAAAUAGAAGUAAGAACAGAAGUGAUGAAUCUUUGGAAAAGAAUAUAAAUACUGAUGAGCUAGUAUCAGUCCCAUCAAAAUCAGAUUUCUCAAGCUUGCCGUAUAUGAAGGAGACUGAAUGUCUAACAAAAUCAACACAUACUAAAAACCUUAAAACAAUUCAGCAACUGAAAAGGGCAACAAGGAUCAGGGGUAAUCAAACCAACAAGUCUUUGUUAAAACAAGGCACGUUUUCUAUGGAAUGUGAAUUGUCAAAUACGCAAACUGAAUCACAUAAUGCACAGAAAAGGGAAAAAACUCCCAAAGAAUCUGUUACAUCACUUAUAGAUAAUGAGAGCACUGGUACAAAAAGUUUUCUAAAUACGUAUGCUGACAAAACAAAAGAUUCAGAAAAUUUUAAGACAAUAAAUAAAAAUGACACAACUGCAAACUCUGUUAUCACUACAAAAAACAAGUCUGAGAUGAAACCCAAAACCAGUAAAAUGACUAAAACUCCUUUAAAAGAAGGCAAUUUUUCUCCAACAUGUACAUUAACCACUGGAGCUAAUACCAAGGUAGAAGCAACUGUUGAAGAUCCUAUUAUUAUACGUAUUAAGAAAACUAGUGAAACUCAAAUGUCUUCCGAAUAUGCUUCAAAUGUAUGUUCUAAUAAAGCCAAGGACCCAAAAACUGUGGCAUCUGGAGAUUCUAUUAUAGUGACUAAUUACAACUCUAAGAUAAAAUCUAAAAAUGAUAAAGUUUCUAGAACACUAUUAAAAGGAAGCAAAAUUUCCCCACAUUGUGAAAUGUCUACAAGAUCAACUGAAUCUUGUAAUUCUCAAGAGAGGAAGAUAGUUAUUGAAAAUCAAGUUGAAUUAUGCGCAGAUGAUGUUAAUUUUCAACCUGAUACUCCAUCUUCUUCAUGUUUGGGUGCAAACAUAAUAAGUGAAGAAAAUGCCAUAUCUUCAAACAAGACUACUGAAUUGUCUAAAAGAUCUGUGAGACUGGCUAACAUUAAAAAGACUACUAAAAUUCCUUUAAAACAAGAUAAAUUUUCUCCAAAAUGUGAGUUGACCACUGUAGCUGAUAACAAGGUGGAAGUAACUGCUAAAGAUCCCAUCAAAAUACAUAUUGAGGAAACUGGUAAAACUCUAAUGUCUCCCAAACGCGCUUCAAAUGUAGCUUUUAACAAAUCAAAAGACACAGAGAAUGAGCUCUCUGUAGAUUCUGAUUCCGUGACUAAUAACUGUCCUAAGAUAAAAUCUGAAAAGGAUAAGAAAGCUCGACUGAAAGGAUGCAAAUUUCCCCUAAAAUCUGAACUGUCAAGAAGUUUAACUGAAUCUUGUAACUCUGGGGAGAGCAAGAUCAUGAAUCUGACUGAAAAUCAUGCUGAAUUACACAUAGAUGAUGCCAAUAUUCAGCCUGAUAUUCCAUCUUCAUCAAUGUCUGCAAACAUGAUAAGUGAAGAAAAUACCAUAUCUUCGAACAAAAAUAAAAAUACUAAAUCACCUAUAAAAUCUUCGAGACUAGCGAAUAAAGCUUCCAAGUUAAAAUCUAAAUGCACUUCAGAUUCAAGUGUAGAAGAUAUAAAUAUGUGUGUUAUGAAAAAAACUAAAAUAACAUUAGAUUCCAAUGAAACUGAAUCAGCUUCACAGUUUUUGAAACCAAGCAAAAAUUUAUCUCUCAAAAACUCUAGUAAAUUUGGAAUACCUCAUGAAAAUAUUGUUAGUGAAGAGAGAAAUUCAAUUACUGCUAGGUUUUCUCCAAAUAUUCCCAAACUUCAUGAAACCAGUGAAAAAGAUAUGCUUUCUGCUUGUUCUGAGAAAACUAAAAACUCAGGAACACUAGAGUCAUGUAACCGUAUCGUUGAACUAGAAAGUGUAAAUAAAAUGACUUUUUCCCCUGUAAAACAGUCAACAAAUUUGGAGAAUUCGAUUCAACUUGCUGAGAAACCUUUAUCCAAGCAUCAAAUUAAUUCUAAACAAAAAGUGACUCUUGAUGAUUCUACUGAAAGUGAAAAACAAAUCUUACCUUCACCAAAGCAGUCAAAAAUAUCACCCAAAUCUAAUCUGUCACAACAGUAUAAAGAAUUAAAUGAUGAAAUUGAUAUGUAUAUGACAAUGGCUAAAAAUUCAUCAAUAUGUAAAUCUCAAGGUGGCAGUUCCGGUUUAAAAACUACUGAAACAAAUGAAUCAACAUUAUUGCAAUGUACCAUGGACAAACACUUUCAAUCACCGAAAAAGAAAUCUGAAAAACAUAGUGAUAAGUCUGAGAUAACAAAGGAUAACAGAUUGAUUGGAAAAGCUGGGAAAAGAAACAGAAAACAAGUACAUAAAUGUGCUUCCUUAGUUAAUGCUUCUGAUACUGAUAAUGUAAUCGGUUCGAUUGAUGAAACUGAAACAGUACCUUUGUCAGAAUCCACAACAAAUAUUGAGCGAAAAGAUGUAAAAAAUGUUGGGAGUUCUCCAGUGUCAAUUCAGUUGCAGCAAGCUGAAGUUACAAGAAUAACAAAUAUUCAUCAUAAAAAUGUAGAAGAUAAGAUAGAUCUUGGCUUGCUAAAGAAAAGGGGCAAUAUUAUGGUUGCUGAUACCAUGUCAAAACCUUUGCCAAAUAAAAGGAAGAAACUUGAUAAAAAUAAAAUUUUAAAAACUAAAAGAAGUCAGUUGAAAGAGAAAUUGAUUGAUACAGCUUCUGAAGAAAAAGAGAAAACCUCAAAUGAUAUGGGAUCGAGUACUGUUCAUGAUAACAUUCAGCCAGUAUUAUCACCAACAAUGCAAAAGAAAUAUAAAGAAUACAACAAAUUACGUGAGUCCUGUGCUGCCAUUGGAAUAGAUGUUGAUGAACUGUUUGAAUGUCAGGAAAUCAAAGACAUGAUUAAUAAUCCUGAUAUAUUUACAAAAGAUGGAAUAAUUUUUAUUGGCCCAUAUAAAUUGCCUGCCACAGAGAAAGUUGUGCCUAUUGUUUAUGCACAUUCAUCAAAAACAGAUUUGUGUAAAAGUUUGGAAAAAAUGAAUAUCAUGAAUAUGAAAAACACACUUUCAUCUUAA
This is a messenger RNA of Uloborus diversus, 3936 nucleotides long. RefSeq lists its product as uncharacterized. Bases 1 to 3936 code for a protein of 1311 amino acids. The transcript is spliced from 2 exons. NCBI's taxonomy places the organism in Eukaryota, Metazoa, Arthropoda, Arachnida, Araneae, Uloboridae. The record is from RefSeq and is a predicted model, not a curated record.